UUGUUUGUUGUUUCAGUCGCCAUCCAUAGAUGCUCCCGCGCAAACGUUAACUACUGCGAGGAAAAGUAAAUCAGUGAAGCCAAUAGUGUGGAGUACUGUACACGACGAGAUGUUAUGCAGAGAAAUAUUGGUUGUAGAUCCCUUUACUGGGACGAAAAAGGGUACAGUGACAAGAGGAACUAAGUGGAAAGAGGUCGCCGAAAACCUAAAAAAAAUUCAGCAAGGUUACUUUAAAGUUGACAAGCGGGCAGUCCGAGAUCGUUACAACCUCCUUACAAAGGAACAAAAAAACUGAAAAAACUGAAAAAACAAACUGAAACGAGAAGAAAAAGAAAUUGGAAUCGAAACUGAUAUGAAAGAAUUUGAAAUGGCAUUAGAAGAAUUAAUUGACAAAGAAGAUGCAGCUGAGACCGAGCAGAGGAUUGUUGAUGACCAGAAGAAAAUGAAGGAAAGUGAAGACAGGAAAAAUGCUGAGAGCGUUCGAAAGAAGGCCAUGGAAAGACUUUGACAAACACAGAAAAGGAAAGCAGACGAGAGUGAAAGCGAUGGGAGAAAAAGGAAGAAAAGAUCAAGCGGCAGCGACACAGUGAGCUUUCUGAGAGAGAAAAAUGAACAGGCACAGGAAAGGCAAAAACAGGAGUUGGAGUUGAGGAAACAGCAGCUCGAGGUUGAGUCAAAGAAGCAAGAUAACUUCAUGCAGAUGAUGCUAAAUCAGCAGCAACAGCAACAAAGACAGAUGCAGGAUUUUCAGGCUCUGAUGAGUAUCCAGACAAAACAGCAAAAGGAUUUGAUGCUAGCCCUUGUUUCUAAGUUAGUAGAGAAGAAAUAAAAUAUGUAACCACCAUGUUGUAAUCGAAAAGGGCAGUGGUGGUAGCACAAACAAAAUUUGGGUUUACAAACUUAAUUUUUAGCUGUUUUGCUGUUGUUAUUGUUUAUAAAUCAGAUAAGCUUUUUUGUUACUUGCUACGUAGA
Pocillopora verrucosa is the source of this 972-nucleotide messenger RNA. RefSeq names its product mRNA export factor GLE1-like. NCBI's taxonomy places the organism in Eukaryota, Metazoa, Cnidaria, Anthozoa, Scleractinia, Pocilloporidae. The record is from RefSeq and is a predicted model, not a curated record.